Molecule: messenger RNA, 2606 nt
Organism: Carassius carassius (crucian carp)
Lineage: Eukaryota; Metazoa; Chordata; Actinopteri; Cypriniformes; Cyprinidae
Gene: eif4e3
Product: eukaryotic translation initiation factor 4E family member 3
Exons: 7
Coding region: 189-863 (224 amino acids)
Biological process (GO): translational initiation
Cellular component (GO): eukaryotic translation initiation factor 4F complex
Molecular function (GO): translation initiation factor activity; RNA 7-methylguanosine cap binding
Source: RefSeq, a predicted model, not a curated record
GCGCGCUGCGUCUGACGUCACCCUCUCCAGUCCGACUCUGUUGUUGUUGUUGUGCGGUGACGCGGCAAGUCCAGCCGGCCGAUCGUCAAAUGAGUCAGCAUCAAUAAUCUGCCUAUUUUUGGAUGUGGAGAUUAUUAUAGAUCUCCCAGCAAAACGCUCAGACAUCGAUUAGCGGUAAUAAAGCAAAAAUGGCGGUUCCUGCAACCCCAAACCUGCAGCUGAACACGGCGAGACAAAGCAGCCCUGUGAACUCUACGGAAAACGACAUCCACAUCGACGAGAGAGAGCUGGAAAACAUCACCAACCACAUCGAGGACGGCACCUCGCUGCCGCUGCACUCCCCGUGGACCUUCUGGCUGGAUCGGUCAUUACCAGGUACAACGGCAGCAGAGUGUGAAUCAAAUCUCAAAAAGAUAUACACUGUCCACACUGUACAGAGUUUCUGGAGUGUGUACAACAACAUUCCUCCUGUGUCCUGCCUCCCUCUGAGGUGUAGCUACCACUUAAUGCGAGGAGAAAGAAGACCACUGUGGGAAGAGGAAAGCAAUGCCAAGGGAGGUGUUUGGAAAAUGAAAGUGCCAAAGGAGAGCACAUUAGCUGUGUGGAAGGAGCUGCUAUUGGCUACAAUUGGUGAACAGUUCACAGAUUACUGUGCAUCAGAGGAUGAGGUGGUAGGAGUAAGUGUCAGUGUGAGAGAACGAGAAGAUGUGGUUCAGGUCUGGAAUGGAAACGCCUCUUUUGCCAAUGAGGCCAACGUUUUAGGAAGAAUCUACGAACUUCUUCCACAGAUAUCUUUUAAAGCAGUAUUUUAUAAACCACACGAGGAGCACCAUGCAUUUGAAGGUGGUCGCUCAAGACAUUAGCAAGCUUUGUACAUUCACCGCAGUUAUCCCUGUUUUUGGACUGAUCCUAGAAAAUGGACUGAAAACGGAGAAAGAAUCCCUCCUGGGCGAACAGAACACUUUGGUUUUGCGGUCGUUUCAUAUCACUUAGGGAAUGUUACAGCCCUGUUUUUAAGCUGUAAGCAUUUUAGAUAAUCCCUCCAUGCUUUUCAUAAGGAGUUUUCUCAUAACAGAUAUUUAGGCAAUAUCAAUAAAGCUCAUAUAGCCAGUAGCACAUGUAAUAUAAAGCACGAUUGAGCAAUGCCCCCCAUUUCUAGGUUUAUUGAUCAAAUGUGCAGUCCAGUGACAGUUGCUGCUUGUCAAAGUACAUACUCAUUGCGUUAGAAAUCCAUUAGGAUCAAACUUUUUAGGGCUGUUUUUCCUUAAAUGGUCUAAAAAAAGGUCUAAGGCUAAGCUUAAUCUGCUUCUGGGAACUCUUUUAUGCAAAAGUAUUGCACAUUUCUCCUUAGGAAAAAAACUCUUUGGCUUGGAAGUUAUUAAUGAUUUCAGAGCAAAUGUAAGUGGGUGUAACAGCCUUGGUUAUAACCUUAAGUAUACAGCAAAAUGCAUAUGCAAUUCCACGUUUUCACCCCCUAAAUUUGAUAUUUACGUAAAUUAAAAUAAUUCUGUAUUAAUCACAUGAGGGUAAAUCCUUGCAUCUUGCAAAUGGCUUUGCUUUUAUGAUUUAGAAAACUGUAUCCAGACCUCCUCCUGUAGUAUUUUAUGUAAGUCAAAGCUGUUUUAGAAUGGCGCCAAAGCACUGGUGAACUUUCUUUUUUGGGUACUGCCUCGUGGUCGAUAUCCUGCGUUUUGUUCUCUGUGUUGCUGUAGGCGCUUAGUGUCUCGUCUUUGUCAGAAUAGUCCAAAUGUUUCGUAUUUUCAUUGUCUGAAAUCAUUAAGUCUAUUUUUCUUAACUUAUGCCUUUGCUUCUAACUGCCUUUUUAUUCACUGUAAUCACACUGUGUCUUGUUAUUGUUGUAGUUUGUUUUGUGUUUGGAUGGAUGCUUAUGUUGGAAAACCUCUGAGUGGAGGGGAGCUAGUGUAGAUAUUGUCAAAUUAUGAAACUGAAAAUGACCUGUGUAAUCAUCAGAGCAUAUAUUUUUUAGUUUUUCAGUACCAAAGAGAUUUCCUUUCUGUUUUCCGGUGUUAUAAUUCCUCAUCGUCUGAGAUCUGCACGUGUCUGCGUCUUUCUGGACUUGCAUAGAGAGAGUUAAAAUCAUGUUUCUCAUGUUCGUCUUUACUGAUGUCUUUUCCAUUAGCUCACUUCCUGCUGUGGUGAUUUUAUUUAGGUUUGUCAAGACUGAAACUUCAAGCCCAAAAUGAAACUGAAUCAUGAAUCAGGUCCUUUAAUGCACUAAAAAGCACAAUUAUGAUUUUGUCCUUCAUGUGGGCAGGGAUGUGCAAAACAACCUGUACAUGCAGCUGACCUUUCAUAUUUCAGCCUUUUCCUACCUAUCACCGAUCUCUCAAUGAGAUGCAAAUACUGAGGUGGAUUAUUGAGUUUAUUUUUAGGAGCAUUUGUGUCGGUUUUCCAAGCUCCCAAUCAGGAUCUGAAACCUCAAACUGAUUGUCAAUCUUCUGGAAUGGUGCCUUGAGUUCUCCCGGGGCUUCACUCACAGGAUGUUUUGUUUAUCUCUAUGUAUUUAAUCAGUUACAUUAUUUUUUUUUCUUUUCUGUUGCUUAUAGGUUUUGAAAUAUUGAAUAAAUACAAAGCAGAAUCCGAAA